Cajanus cajan (pigeon pea) is the source of this 1964-nucleotide messenger RNA. Its product is annotated as 3-ketoacyl-CoA synthase 12. Gene Ontology annotation, cellular component: membrane. Lineage: Eukaryota; Viridiplantae; Streptophyta; Magnoliopsida; Fabales; Fabaceae. Gene Ontology annotation, molecular function: acyltransferase activity, transferring groups other than amino-acyl groups. Gene Ontology annotation, biological process: fatty acid biosynthetic process. The record is from RefSeq and is a predicted model, not a curated record.
CACAACCCCAACUCAUUCAUUCACCCACUCACUCACUCACUCCACUCUCCUUCUUAUAAAACAACACCCCGCUUCAAAUUUUAAUCAAUCCACCAAAAUUCUCCAAUCUCUGCCCCUACACAAACACACAAACACACACACACACUCAUGGAUCUCCUCUGUCUCUUCUACCUCGUCCCAACGUUGUACGCGUGUUUCCUAAUCUGGAAAAUGUUGAACGAGAGAAGAGACAGAGAGUGCUACAUCCUGGAUUACCAAUGCUACAAGCCCCCCAACGACCGAAUGCUGGGAACAGAAUUCUGCGGCCAACUCAUCAAAAGAACCGAAAACCUGGGACCCAGCGAAUACCGGUUUCUGCUAAAAGCCAUCGUGAGCUCCGGCAUCGGAGAACAAACCUACGCGCCGAGAAACAUCUUCGAGGGGCGCGAGGGCUCGCCCACGCUCCGCGACGGCAUAGGAGAAAUGGAGGAGUUCUUCCACGACAGCAUCGGGAAGCUCCUCUCACGCGCCGCCGUGUCCCCCUCGGAGAUCGACCUCCUGGUGGUGAACAUCUCCAUGCUCGCCGCCCUCCCCUCCCUCUCGGCGCGCAUCAUCAACCGCUACAAGCUCCGCCACGACGUGAAGGUGUACAACCUCACCGGAAUGGGGUGCAGCGCCAGCUUAAUCUCCCUCGACAUCGUGAAAAGCGUGUUCAAGACGCAACGUAACAAGCUCGCGUUGCUCGUCACUUCCGAGUCUCUCAGCCCCAACUGGUAUUCCGGCAACGACAGAUCCAUGAUUCUCGCUAACUGUCUCUUCCGCUCCGGAGGCUGCGCGAUUCUCUUAACCAACAAAAGAUCCAUGAAGGACAAGGCCAUGUUGAAGCUUAAGUGCUUGGUGCGAACGCACCACGGCGCGCGAGAAGAGGCUUAUGGCUGUUGCAUUCAACGCGAAGACGAAAGCGGAAGGUUAGGGUUUCAUCUCGGUAAAACCCUCCCCAAGGCUGCUACAAGAGCUUUCGUUGAUAACCUACGUGUCAUUGCGCCUAAGAUAUUACCAACGCGAGAGUUGUUGAGGUUUCUCUUUGUUUCCCUUAUCAAAAAACUGAACAAAAACAACACCCCCAAGGUCUCAGCCCUCGGCGCCACCAAGUCCCCGUUGAACUUCAGAACCGGCGUUGACCAUUUCUGCUUGCACACCGGGGGAAAAGCGGUGAUCGAAGGCAUUGGAAUGAGCUUAGAUCUGAGCGAGUACGAUCUUGAACCGGCGAGGAUGACGCUGCACCGUUUCGGGAACACUUCGGCGAGUAGCUUGUGGUACGUUUUGUCGUACAUGGAGGCGAAGAAGAGGCUGAAAAAGGGUGACACGGUGUUCAUGAUAAGCUUCGGUGCAGGCUUUAAAUGCAAUAGCUGUUUGUGGGAAGUAAUGAAAGACAUGGGUGACGCCAACGUGUGGGACGAUUGCAUUGAAAACUACCCACCAGAUUCAUUGGCCAACCCCUUCAUGGAGACCUAUGGUUGGAUCAACCAAGUCGAGGAUCCCAACACUUACGAAAAUAUUCCCGAUUUUCUCAAGUGAUUUUCCUCUCUCUCUCUCUCUCUCUCUCUCUCUCGACUCUCCAAGGAACAAGGGUCGCAUUCUUUGGAUCUCCAUCAUUUACAGGUGCAUCGCUCGAUCGAUGUAAUUGUGCAUGCAUUAAUUGAAUUUUUCUGUAAACUAUACGUACACUUCUUGUUAUUAUUAUUAUUAUUGUUGAACCCACUCCUCUAGGGUUCUUUACCCAAUAAGGUGUGCUGGAUGCUUCUAUUGCCACUCUGCUUAAGGGUAUGCUUAAUUAAUUUCUUACUUUUCGUUUGCAUCAUUUGUUUAAAUGUGUUAUAAUAACAGGUUUCUUUGCUGACAAUGCAAAAACAAAACGGCAAAAGAAUAAUCUCUAAUAGUUUUUCUUAGCUCUUGUUUAGUGAUAGCGGAUCAUUUUCGGUUUC